CAGUUGCGUUCCUCCUCUCUGCCCGCUCCUCACUCUCACUCUCUCCCUCUCCACGGCAACGCGGCUUGCGGCUUCUCUCCUGUACCGUACUUAGCCAGCCUCAGCCUUCUCUGCCUCAUCCACACAGCGAAUAUCUACCGUCUACCAAUACCAGCGACCAGCGAACAGCUCCCAGCUCCCAGUAAUCAGCUCCUACCGGUACCCAUCAUUUCUCCAUCAUGACUAGCACAAUCUCAGCCUACUCUGACAAGAUCAGGGAGAUGUCCCUGGUAAAUCUCAUCUGUUCCUGUUUCCACACACAUCCUCACCCCAAUACCAUCAUCCAGUAUGAAGAUAUGGAGGUGAAGGCCCUGGACAAGCGUGCCUCGGGCCAGGCCUUUGAGGUGAUCCUGAAGACCCCCACGGACCUGUCCCCCGACCGGCCUCAGAGCCUGGCCCUGCCCCCCCGCAAGAAGGACGUCUCCCUCACCGAGCUGCAGAAGAGGCAGGCGGCCGCCGAGGAGAGGAGGAAGUCCCAGGAGGCGGAGGUGUUGAAGCAGCUGGCGGGUAAGAGGGAGCAUGAGAAGCAGGUGCUCGUCAAGGCCCAGCAGGGCAACAACAGCUUCAGCCGCAAGACGGAGGAGAAGCUCAACACCAAGAUGGAGCAGAUCAAGGAGAACCGCAACGCGCACCUCAACGCACUCAAACAACGCCUACGCCAGAAGGAGCUUCAUGCCGCCGAGGUCCGCAAGAACAAGGAGCAGAACUCAGACCUGUCUGGUUAAACAGCCACUCUGGAGUCCACCCGUCUCUCAUCUGUCCAAUUUUUUUGUUUUUGUUUUUCUUUGUUCUGUUUGAGGAUAUGCUGCUUCGAAAGCCACUCUGUCUUAAAAAGGUCAUCCGCGAUUCCAACUCAGCUGUAGUUAUUCUGCACAUCAUCAUCACACAAUAACAUCAUAUCAGAAAUCACUGACAUGACAUGUCCUUCACACACACAAGUCUGUAGCCCACACGCGCGCGAGCUUCUUCUGCACCAGUUCAAUACAGUACAAGGAAGGAAGAUGAAAAUGAACACAGUUGUGUAACAGUAUUCACACUCAGAUCUCAUCAACCCACCAAGUAAAUUACACAGUGUUUGGAAACGAUCCUGUUGACUGAAAUCUUACAAUAAACCACAACAGUAUGACAUGCAGGUAUAUUGCACACUCACACAAAAACACCGUACACCACAGUAAUGCACAGCAGCGUGCUGUCAACUAUACAACUAUAGUAAUAAGAUUCAUUUGGUAUGUAUUGCUUUAAGAUUGUGUUAGCUUGUUUUGUUUGAUUUGUAUUGCAAUUCCUUUACGUCACAGACAAGAUUACAAGCACCCGAUGUGUUAUCUGUGUGACAAGUGCCAGACCUGUUUAUAUCAAGGAAUCACACAGGCAUUUAUUCCAAAAAAAUGAAAACAUGGUGCAUUUUCUUUGGAAAAGAAGAUUGAUUUUAACAUUCUGACUUCCAAGAGAUGUGCCAAUCAACAGUCAUAUCCGAUAUUUUAAAAAUAUAAUGUUGGUGCUUUUAACAUAUACUUGUUACUGAGGGCUGGCUAUUCUCCUUGAAAAAAAAGACCAUAUGUCCAAGUAACACACCUGUCCUGUGCCAAUACAUAACAAUAACAAUGCCAACCUGCAGACUGUUGCUGGGCAAGCAAUCAGAAUGUAACUAACACGAGACACGUGUGUCAGAACACGCAUUUUACAAAUUGUCACUUUGAACACAGUGUUCUUGUCAAUGUCCACCGGCUGCUUUUCUGAAAUUGAGGUUGAUGUAUGAUAAUGAUAAUAAUAAUAAUAAAAAAUGGUUGUAAUGUAUAUACCUA
Engraulis encrasicolus (European anchovy) is the source of this 1841-nucleotide messenger RNA. It is a transcript of the gene stmn3, whose product is annotated as stathmin-like 3. The coding region runs from base 219 to 764 and encodes 181 amino acids. The record is from RefSeq and is a predicted model, not a curated record. Gene Ontology annotation, molecular function: tubulin binding. Lineage: Eukaryota; Metazoa; Chordata; Actinopteri; Clupeiformes; Engraulidae. Gene Ontology annotation, cellular component: neuron projection; cytoplasm. The transcript is spliced from 5 exons. Gene Ontology annotation, biological process: neuron projection development; regulation of microtubule polymerization or depolymerization; microtubule depolymerization.